CCCCUCAGUCACACACAUAUUCAAAGUGAACAACAACUUCACAGAAAGAAAAGCAAAAACACAAAGCAAGCACCUUCAGCCCAAGUCAUCAACCCCCACAACAAUCUCCUUCUUCUUCUUCUUCUUCUUCUUCUUCUUCUUCAAAAGCUCACAAAGAGAAAAACCAUUUUACUUGUCUACCUUGCACCAUGGUUCAAAGAAAAGCAGUUAUCAAGCCAGAAAAGAGCUUUACCACUUCCCACCACUUCCAUCAAGAAACAAGAAACAGGGGAGGAGGUGAAGUGAAGAAGAAGAAGAUAAUGAACCUCCAGUUUGAUGAUGCUUUCAAGAAGAGCUUGCCAAACUAUAUGAAGCCAACAACCUGUUCUGGUGCAAGGAAGGUAACUCCUGUUAAUCCUGUCCAAAGUAAAAUCUCUUGUUCUGGUUCUAAACAUGCAAAGAAUUUGGUGAGAAAGUCUAGUUUGAAGCAUGUUAGAGUAGGGUUAUCUUCAGUUGUUUGUAAUUCAAGGAAAGCUGUGAAAAAGGCAACCUGUUCAUCAACUCAGAAGGAUUUCAAGUUUCCCAAAGCUUUGGAUCUUAAUCCUGGAGGGACUUCAGUGGUUAGGGUUUGUCCUUAUAAUUAUUGUUCUCUGAAUGGUCAUAGACAUGAAGCUUUGCCACCUCUCAAGUCUUUUCUUGAAUCAAGGAGGUUGGCAAUCAAGAUUGAGCAGAGGAUGAAGCCAAAAAAGGAGAUUGAUGCAGGGAAGAAGAAGAAAGUUGUGAAUAAGAAUCAGCCUUUGGUAGAAGAAUUAGGGGAUGAUUUCUUUGUUGAGAUUUAUGUUAAAGAACUUGUGAGUUGUGACCAGAGUGAGGUUGUUAUUGAUGAUAAUGGUAGUGAUUGUGGCAGUGAAUCUUCGAUUUGUGAGAUGGAUGGUAUGAUGAGUCUGAUUGAAUAUGUAGCAUUUGAUCAGAUUGUGAAGGAUGUUGAGGAGAAUAAAUUCGAAUGCAUUGUAUCUGAACAAAAAGGAAUUGAAGAUGCUGCCGAUUCGAAUGAUGUAUUUAUCGCAAGCGAGACUGUUAGUGUGUCUCAUGAUGUUUAUGAAGAUGUUGCCCAUUGUGAUAUUGUUGUAUCCGAACAAAAAGGAAUUGAGGAUGCUGUCGAUUCGAAUGAUGCAUUUAUCACAAGUGAGAUUGUUAGUGUCACUCAUGAAGUUUGUGAAGAUGUUGCCGAUUGUGAGAUUAUUGCAUCUGAAGGAAGAGGAAUUGAAGAUGCUGCCGAUUCGAAUGAUGCAUUUAUUACAAGUGAGAUUGUUAGUGUCUCUCAUGAUGUUUGUGAAGAUGUUCCUGAUGAAGAAGCCUCUGAUGAUGAGAAAGAAGAAAAUUUGGUCGGAGAUUCUUCAGAAGACCAGAGUAACAAAUUGAUUGUUGAAGAGGAGGAGGUAUCUAAAGAGAGUGUCGAAAAUUUGGCAGGAGAAUCAGCACAAGAUUCAGUUACUUUUGAACAACUCAGUGAGAUCGAUAAGAGUACAACAACAACAACAACAGAUAGUGAUCAAGAAUGUUUCGAAGCAAGUGAUGAUGAAACAAAUUGUGAUCAAGAAUGUUUCGAAGCAAGUGAUGAUGAAACAGAUUGUGAUCAAGAAUGUUUCGAAGCAAGUGAUGACGAGACUGAUGGAGAUGCAGAAUUAAUAAAGAUCAGAAACAAUAGAGCAAGAGCUAGUGAUCGAUCUCUUACUGAUAGUCUUUGUGACCAUCCUAAACUAAGAUUGAGGAUCACUAGAAAGAAAAGGACCGAAGAAGAGGAGAUGAUGAUAAGAGUGUUCAAUCCAAGGUCACCGAAUUUUCUCCCAUGCCAACCAGAGCCUGAUAAUGAAAAGGUAGAUCUUAAGCAUCAGGAGAUGGAUGAUAGGAAGAAUGCCGAAGAGUGGAUGGUAGACUAUGCGCUCCGACAAGCUGUGACGAAACUCUCCCCUGCGAGUAAAAGAAAGGUAGCUCUACUUGUUAAAGCCUUUGAGACUGUUAUUCCAAUGAGAAUACAAGCUUGCAGCUAAUGGUUUUCAGGCAACAUAAUCAUUAAUUGCUAAGCUUUUUCUUAUGCUAAUGUGUGAAGUCUAGUCUCUUAAUUAAACUGUAAUCUGAUAGAGUUCUGUAUAUUGAAAGUGUUAAUUAUCAAUGUUUGGUUAAAAUUAUGUGUUGUAGUACUUGAAGGGAAUUGUGAACUUGGUUAUUUAAGAGUUGCAUGUGCCUUCAAGUAUAUAAAUUGUGUAGUCAAAUUGUGUAAAUUAUGGUAUCAAUAAGAACCACUAGAGCUUGUUUGUUUACUACAAUCAUAUAGCUCUAGCUCUGGCAAAGAUAUUGUACUGUGGUGGAUUUAUGUUAUAGAGUUAAAUUUA
Molecule: messenger RNA, 2372 nt
Organism: Dioscorea cayenensis subsp. rotundata (Guinea yam)
Lineage: Eukaryota; Viridiplantae; Streptophyta; Magnoliopsida; Dioscoreales; Dioscoreaceae
Product: calmodulin binding protein PICBP-like
Exons: 1
Coding region: 189-2030 (613 amino acids)
Molecular function (GO): calmodulin binding
Source: RefSeq, a predicted model, not a curated record